CAAGUUUCAUCAGUUUGUGGGGACUGAAGAAGAAAAAGAUUCCUCUCUCUCUGUCUCUCUCUUUUCUCUCACUCUUCAUUUGCGCGGUUUACAGACAUUUACAGAGAGGCAAGCUCUGAACCAGGCCUCCAUUUCCAGCACAAAACAAACCCACAAACCUCCGCAUUUCCAUUUCUCUUCCGAUUACAACCAAAACCCAUCUCCCAAAUCCCAUGAUUUGACGCAUUCAACACCGACCCAGAUGGGUUUUCACUCCAAACCCUCAUUCUUCUUCUUAUUCUUCCUCGUUUCCCUCUCUUCUUUGGUCCAAUCUGGCCCCGAUUACACCACAUUGAUCUACAAGGGCUGCGCCAAGCAAGGAUUCUCAGAUCCGAACGGCGUUUACUCCCAAGCCCUCGCCGCCCUCUUCGGCUCUCUCGUUUCCCAAUCCGCCAAAGGCUCCAGGUUCUUCAAAACCACCGCCGGCACCGCCCAAUCCGCCAUCACCGGACUCUUCCAGUGCCGUGGGGACCUCACCAGCUCCGAUUGCUACAACUGCGUCAGCAAACUCCCCGAAUUGGCCGAUAGUCUCUGCGGCAAAACCAUCGCCGCCAGAGUCCAGCUCUCCGGCUGCUAUUUGCUCUACGAGUUUCCUGGGUUUGCCCAGAUUUCAGGGUUCGAAAUGCUGUUCAAAACUUGUGGGGCAACGAAUAUUGCCGGAAGUGGGUUUGAGGAGAGGAGGGACACGGGGCUAUCCGUGUUGGAGAAUGGAGUGGUGAGUGGCCAUGGAUUCUACACCACUAACUAUCAAUCUCUGUAUGUUUUGGGGCAAUGCGAGGGAGAUUUGGGGGAUUCUGAUUGUGGUGAGUGUGUGAAGCAUGCUGUUCAGAGAGCUCAGGUUGAAUGUGGGAGCUCAAUUUCAGGGCAACUUUAUUUGCACAAAUGCUUCAUCAGUUACAGUUACUACCCAAAUGGGGUUCCGAGGAGAUCUUCCUCUCCUUCAUCUUCCUCAUCAAUUUCCUCAUCUCCAUCAGGAAUGGGGCAAAACACAGGGAAAACAGUGGCCGUGAUAUUAGGAGGGGCAGCAGGAGUGGGAUUUCUGGUCAUCUGCUUGCUUUUCAUCAGAGGUUUGAAGAAGAAACAUGACGAUUUUUGAUACAGAGGGAAAGUUCUUUAGAGGUAAAAGAAAAACUAUCCAAAUUGCUUUAAUCUCCUUUUACUUUGUUUUAUAAAAGAGGAUGGGAUUCUUUUUGGGUUGACAAAGACUGUUCUUGCCACUGGGUUCAGAAAUUUUGUUGAGAAGAGAAGAAGGAAUCAGUGCAUGGAAGGAAGGGAAGAGAAAGAUAUUCUUCACAAAAGUGAAAGAUACAAAAAAGAAAAGAGAAAAAAAAAAAAAAUCAAAACUUAAGGAGAAGAGGAGAAUGUGGGGAUGAAUGUUUUUUUUUUGUUUUUUUUUGGGGUGUAGAAAUGAAGGAAAUGAUGGACCUUUGAGUUUAAUUUAUUUUUUUAGAAAAUAUAAUUUAAUUAUUGCUUUCUUUA
This is a messenger RNA of Momordica charantia (bitter melon), 1518 nucleotides long. RefSeq names its product plasmodesmata-located protein 2. Gene Ontology annotation, cellular component: plasmodesma. NCBI's taxonomy places the organism in Eukaryota, Viridiplantae, Streptophyta, Magnoliopsida, Cucurbitales, Cucurbitaceae. The record is from RefSeq and is a predicted model, not a curated record. Gene Ontology annotation, biological process: transport of virus in multicellular host; plasmodesmata-mediated intercellular transport.